Hypoxylon fragiforme is the source of this 3390-nucleotide messenger RNA. RefSeq names its product ankyrin repeat-containing domain protein. The record is from RefSeq and is a predicted model, not a curated record. Gene Ontology annotation, molecular function: protein binding. The coding region runs from base 262 to 2997 and encodes 911 amino acids. Lineage: Eukaryota; Fungi; Ascomycota; Sordariomycetes; Xylariales; Hypoxylaceae. The transcript is spliced from 5 exons.
CCUCAGGCAGAAGAAGUAAACCUGGGCCCAUGUAAGGGUGCCCGUCGUCAAACAAAUCUACCCAUGCAUCGCCAUUUUCUUCCACUUCCAUCUCUGUUGCUAAGAGCUAGUGACUUCAUCGCAUAGUCUAUAGAGUAACCAACAUGAUCGGUACCGAUCAACCAUGUAAUAAUAGGGGUCACAGGUAAAAGGCACCCCUCACUAGUUGACUACGAUUGCCGAGCCUCGUCAUUUCGAAAAAGGCGGGCCUGAGAGAUCUUGAUGGACCCGAUAACCAUCAUCGGCCUAGCCGCCUCCAUCGUUCAGCUCAUCAACUCCGCCAAGAAGGUCGCCGGCGUGAUCAGGAGCUUCAAAGAUGGCGAGAAGGAACUCGCGACGCUAGCCCAGGACCUCUCCGUCUUUACCGAGGCGUUGAUCAGCUUUGAUCGAAUCUUGCGGAGCAAACACACCCUGCACCGUGUCUCCGGUCCCGUCAUCGAAGAUAUACUAAGCCAUUCUAAUAAGCUCUUACAAGAGCUCGAGACUUAUAUCAGCCAGAUAGGAAGCUCGAGCUUGGCAACCAUACGCCGGGCAAAAUGGGUUCAGCACAAGUCCUCCGUGAGGAAAAUUCACGACAAGUUAAAAGAGAAGAACGCUAUGUUGCACACAUUCUUGUCCAUCACUCAUGCCGAGAGCUUCAUGGCCAUAACGAGUCAGAUCCCAAAUUUUAUGCUCUCGCAGCUCAUCGAAGGAACAGAGACCACCAUUACAGAGCCGGCUGGCAGUGACGACUUAACAAGAAGCUCGUCUAACUUACAAGUCCCCAGCAUCGGGUUCCGCCCGAGGAAAAACAGCAACAGCUCCAACGCCACCAGCUCCAAUGCCUCAGACGCCACGUCUCUAAUGGAACGGAUAUCCUUGGCCAGCGCGGCAACUAGCAUCGAAAGCUCGACGUCCUGGGGCUCCAGCGACUCGGCGCUGGGCAUCGCCGAGCCGGAAACCCAAGCUCUUGCCAGGACGAACCUCACGCACCAAAACAAGCGGCAGCUGUUCCUCCAAGACAUGUUCGUCACGCGCCGGUCGUGCCGCUACAGCUGCCACUGCCAGUGCCACGAGGAGCCGGCUGCGAAACCCCGACACCGUUUCAUGGGAUCUCGCGGCGGCUCGAAGAACCAGAAGCCGAAAUGCACCGACCCGGCCUGCAGGGGUAAUGGCACCAUAGAGGAUACGGCAGAAGAGUACUCACGCUCCUUCCGCAAGGUCUUGUCGAACGUCAUGUCGGCCAAGAGCGUAGAGGUACGCUACGAUCUCCGGACAUUCCGGAUGGUUCCCGAAGGAUCGGACGCGGUGCGAUAUGUGAAGCACGGUAACCUGGAGAAGCUGAAGGGGUGUAUCGAGUCCGGGGAAGCUACAAUAUGGGACACGGCGCCUGAUGGGUGGUCGCUGCUACAUGCUGCUGCAUACAACAGGCAGACCGAAAUAGUGAAAUAUUUGCUAGAAAUUGGAGUCGCAACCCAUACCGGCGACAUCGGAGCCAGAGUACCGGCCGAUUUUGCUGUGCUCAAGUCUAUAGGCAAAGACGCCACCGAGAACGAGAAAAAGCUUGUGGCGCUUUUCGGCGAUCAAGAUGACGUCCUCGCGGAUUUCGAGUUUACCCCCAUACACGUGGCAGUACUAGACCUAUACAGCCCCGAAGACCGCGAGCGGCCAUCCAUUGAAAACCUCCUCCAACUAACGGACGACGCGAACAACGCCCCCGCGACUACAAACUGGGCGCAAUGGAAGCAGCAAUACCGGCACCGCUCCCCCCUCUUCUCCUCCAUCCUCGAGUACUUCCGCGCCUCCGCCUUCUCGCUUCCCCGAGGAACCAAAGUAAUCCACCACCUCAUCGACCAGAAGGACAAAAAGUACCACUGGACACCGCUGCACUGGGCCGCGUCGUCGGGCCGCGUGGAGGCAAUGCACACGCUGAUAAACUACGGCGCGGACCCGCUGCUGUUGUCGAAUUUGGGCGCGAAUAUUAUCCAUGCGGCGGUCGAGUCGAAGGAUGAUAGGGGGCUUGUUGCUGCACUGGAGAUCUGGAAGCGGUGUCGCGGCAUUGGUGGUGGUGGUGGUGGUGGUGGCUCGGACCAGGGAGGGAUGGACAUCAACCAGGUCAACGUCUGGGGCGAGACCGCCGUGCACGUCGCCUCAUGCCUCUCCGCGUCGUGCGUCAAGUUGCUGCUCGAUGCCGGCGCUGACCCCGAUGUGCAGGAGGAGAACGGACAGGUGGCGUUGCAUUUUGCGGGAUUGUCGGCGCAGAGUAGUCAGAGGCCUGCUAUUGUAGCCGUGUUGUGCAGUCACGGUAGCAGCAGUAACAACAGUAAUAAUAAUAAUAAUACGCCAAACACAACACCAACACACGUCAACACGCAAGACUCCAACGGCCGCCCACCCCUCUUUGAAUUCCUCGACGACGCGCACUGCGUCGAGCUCCUGCUCCAGCACGGGGCAAGCCUCGACAUCACGGACGACGCGGGGCAGAACGCGGCCCAUCGCGCUUGCAACGACGGGGAGACUGCCGCGUUGCAGGUUAUGUUGGAGUAUCUAUCGUCAUCAUCCUUAUCGAACUCCCACUCAAACUCCGACUGUGGCUCCAGUUCCAGUCCUAGUAGCGUAGAGGCGAUCCUUGAGGCGCGAGACCACAACGGCAACACGCCCCUCCUCACCGCGCUCUCGAACUCCCAUAUCCCAUGUGCCAUGGCCCUACUCCAACACCCCCACCCCCAUCUCUAUCUCCAUCCUCAGUCCCAGCACCUCGUGGGCAAAGACGGCUGGGCCCCAGUCCACUACGCCGCCAAGAUCGGCGACCCAGCGCUUCUCCGCCUAGUGUGUCAGCACCCCAGCUUCCGGAAGGCGGCGAAGACGCUUGACGGGAAAAGGGCGAGCAUGGUGGCGAUGGAGGCGGGGACGUGGGAUGGAAGUGUGAAGGAGGUUAUUAGGGAGUUUGAUUAUAUACAGGUUGAUUGGGGGGAUUAGGGGGGUUGAGAUUUGGUAGAUGUUGUUGUUGGAGUGUUGGGGGGUUGGGGAAAAGGGGGGAAGAAGAAAGAGGGGGGGGAGGUGGAAUGCAGUUUAUAUUAUUUGGGGUGUUGGGUUAGCUCGCGUAAUGGCGUAUAUAAUCUUCCACAGCGUUAAAUCUGCAUUAUGAGAUACCACUGUUUUAUUCUCACGACACAGAUCCUGUUUACUUUGUACAUGGCAUUUGUACUUACCUACAUACCUACCUAAUACUUGAACUAGCCAUGAAGGUAUUGCCUUCAAAAUGGCAUUCAAAGAAACAGCCGGCGUAUUGUAGCCCUAGCACCACGCAUAAUGCUCAUUAUUCACCCAAACCACACCCUCCCCAUCAUCCCCAUCCCCACCACCACCACC